AUGGCCCAGUCGCAGUGGGAUCUGAUGACACCAUUUCAGGUGGGAGCCAAGCACAUUUUUAUAGCUUCAUUUUUUGAAGGUUUGCAGCGUAUAAUCUUAUUCACUGAAGAUGAAAAUGUUUUCAAAAUGACAUAUGAAAGUGAAAAAGUGGAAUUAGCAGAACAAGAAAUAAUUGUGUCAUUGCAAGAUGUUGGAAUUUCUUUAGUAAAUAACUAUUCAAGGCAGGAAAUUGCUUACAUUGGAAUCACAAGCUCUGAUAUAAUUUGGGAGACAAAACCCAAGAAAAAGUCAAGAUGGAAGCCACUAAGCGUGAAGCAAACUGACAAGCUGGAGAAAGAGUUUGUUGAAUACUGUGAUAACUCACCUACAGAAAAUAAAAUAGUGGAACUUGAUGAUAACAUUCCGCAGGUCUGUUUGACUCCUACUGGUAAUAACAUGAAAAUAUUGCAGCCAUAUGAAUUUCCUGUGAGAAGAAGCUUUUUGCCAGCUUUAAAAGUACAAUACAGUACCUCUGAACAUCAGUCUUCUUUCAGAGUUCAAAUCUAUAGAAUACAGAUACAAAAUCAGAUUCCUGGAGCCAUAUUUCCUUUUGUGUUCUAUCCCAUUAAACCUCCCAAGUCCAUCUCAUUGGAUUCAGAACCCAAGCCAUUUACUGAUGUCAGUAUUGUGAUGAGAACUGCAGGACAUUCUCAAAUAUCACGCAUAAAGUAUUUUAAAGUUUUAAUUCAAGAGAUGGAUCUCCGAUUAGAUCUUGGUUUCCUUACUGCGCUGUCUGAGUUUUUUACACAUGUUGAUGAACUUCCCAAAGACCAAGAGAUUGAACUUUUUAAAAAGGAUGUAGAAUCUGCACAGGAAGAAUUAAAGAAUGCAGUAUCAACUGACACAUCACAAAUCAGUUUAUAUGAAUAUUUUCAUAUCUCUCCAAUCAAGCUGCAUUUAAGCUUUUCACUCAGUACUGGUAGAGAAGAGAACAACAAGGACCAAAAAUGCAAGGAACUGAUUCCGGUUCAGUCCUUAAACCUCUUGUUAAAGAGCAUUGGUGCCACACUUACAGAUGUGCAGGAUGUUGUUCUUAAGUUGGCUUUCUUUGAACUGAACUAUCACUUCUGUACUACCCAAGGAUUGCAGUGGGCAGUUAUCAUGCAUUAUUCAAAGCAGGCUAUUAAACAAAUGUAUGUUCUUGUUCUUGGCCUGGAUGUUUUGGGCAAUCCAUUUGGAUUCAUAAGAGAUUUGUCUGAAGGAGUUGAAGCAUUUUUUUAUGAGCCUUAUCAGGGGGCUAUCCAGGGUCCAGAAGAAUUUGUAGAAGGAAUGGCACUAGGAUUAAAAGCUUUAGUUGGGGGUGCUGUUGGUGGACUAGCUGGUGCUGCUUCAAGAAUAACUGGUGCUAUGGCUAAAGGAGUAGCAGCAAUAACUAUGGAUGACGAUUAUCAGCAGAAACGACGGGAAGCAAUGAAUAAGCAACCUGCUGGCCUGAAGGAGGGCUUUACUCGUGGAGGAAAAGGCUUAGUAUCUGGUUUUGUCAGUGGCAUAACAGGAAUAGUAACCAAACCAAUAAGAGGAGCCCAAAAGGAAGGAGCAGCAGGUUUCUUCAAAGGAGUUGGAAAAGGAUUAGUAGGAGCAGUGGCAAGGCCUACUGGAGGAAUAAUAGAUAUGGCUAGUAGCACUUUUCAAGGAAUUAAAAGAGCCACAAAUGCUUCUGAAGAUGUCUUAAGCUUGCGUCCUCCACGCUUCUUUAGCGACGAUGGAGUCAUUAGACCAUACAGAUUAAGAGAUGGUGCUGGAAGUCAAAUGUUACAGAAUAUUGAAAAUGGAAGAUUUGCAAAACUGCGAUACUUUACACAUGCAAUGGUUAAUAAUACAGAUUUAUUAAUGGUCACAAAAAGUGGCAUACUGUUUGUGACAAGAGGUACGUUUGGACAGUUAACAUGUGAAUGGCAGUACACGUACGAUGAAUUUACCAAGAAACCAUUCAUUAUUGAUGGACGAAGGUUGCGCAUUGAAGCAAAGGAACGAGUGAAGUCUGUAUUUCAUGCCAAAGAAUUUGGAAAAAUAAUUAAUUUUAAAACACCAGAAGAUGCAAAGUGGAUCCUCUCUAAGCUGGAAGAAAAAGUAAAGGAGAUUCAACCAAAACUAUGACCAGUUGAAGAAAAUCAGAACAUUGUAGUUGUUUUAUAUUUCAAAGCAUGUGAGACUAUUUAAAUACAAAGAGAUUGACACGGUAAUUUUGUGUAUUUAAAUCAAUUGUUUUUUAAUCUUCUACAUACUAUUGAGUGAAAAAAGGUCAGCUUUAUCAAUAGGCGCAAGCAGCUCUAUUGCUGAAAGCUGCUAUUGAAUUCUGACUUAUUUGAUUUUGUAUUUAUAAAUAUUGUUUAAAUCUAAACUAAAUUGGUUUUAUUUUUAGAUCUGCCAUUUUUAAAUCAACAAGACCAAACAUCUUAGCAGAGUCUUAUGAUGUAGUAAUCAGGUUCUUCCAUGCUCAUAAUUCCUUUUAUUCUGUUUAUUUAAAAGUAAUGCUGUACUGAUACAUCCCAUUAAUAUUCACUGAAAUUCAGUUUAAUUCAGGAAGACUGAUUUAACCAGCAGUGUUCUGAUAUUACCUUGCUGACCUUGCUUUGUUUGAGAAGCUUUUUGUUUACUAAUAGAUAUAAAUACAUAUGUAUAUAAUGAGGUGAUUUAAUUUUUGAUACAGAUAAGUUUAUGGUACUGUAACACCAUUUUUAAUAAUCACAUUUUUAUAUAAUAAAAAAAUUAACAAAAUGUUCUGUUGUUACACAAUUAAGCAAAUAUCUAUCAAACAAAAUAAGAAAUUUUAGUGAUUUUUUGCAUGGCGGUGGUCAAAAUGAAGUCAGAAAACUAUCAACACAGCUUCAUGUUUUAAAGUACUAGUUCAUUUAGGCAUGAGCUAUAUUUGGGAUUUGAAGUCAGAAGCAUGUUUCAGAGUGAAUGGGGCUUAUAUCCCAUAUGUCAGCACCUCCGUAAAGAAACUGACUUUUUCUGGACUUGCUGAAGAACACCAGGAAUAUGCAUGUGUUUUUGUAGCCACUCUGAAGUACUGCAUCAGCUUUGAAUCAUAGUUUUUCAUUUAGGAAUGAGUUACAUUUUGGAUAUGAAGUCAAAAGUAUGUUUCAGAGUGAGCAUGUCUUGUAUCAUACCUCUUGGCAUCUCCUUAAAGCAGUGUUUCUUAACCUUGGCAACUUGAAGAUGUCCGGACUUUAACUCCCAGAAUUCCCCAGCC
This is a messenger RNA of Thamnophis sirtalis, 3235 nucleotides long. The record is from RefSeq and is a predicted model, not a curated record. Lineage: Eukaryota; Metazoa; Chordata; Lepidosauria; Squamata; Natricidae.